AUGUCCCUCACUCCAAAAGAGUACCAAUUAGUCGACCUCGCAAGAACAACCAUCAAUUCAAUUCCCAAAUCAGACAUUCACAGUGUCGCCAGCGCAGCCCUCUCCGAAACGGGACAAAUCUUCUCCGGUGUCAAUGUCUUCCAUUUCACCGGUGGUCCAUGUGCUGAACUAGUCGUUCUCGGUGCUGCCGCUGGCGCAGGAACUCAGAAACUCACACAUAUCGUUGCAGUGGGAGAGGAUGGUCAAGAUGGAGUUAUCAUGAGUCCAUGCGGUCGCUGUCGACAGGUCUUACGGGAUCUUCAUCCUGGCAUCAGAGUUGUUGUACAGAAGAAUGGAAAUGCAGUCUGUGUAUCUAUCGAUGAGUUGCUACCUUACGCAUAUGAUCUUCGAGAUUGA
This is a messenger RNA of Penicillium nucicola, 396 nucleotides long. RefSeq names its product cytidine deaminase family protein. NCBI's taxonomy places the organism in Eukaryota, Fungi, Ascomycota, Eurotiomycetes, Eurotiales, Aspergillaceae. The transcript has a single exon. Bases 1 to 396 code for a protein of 131 amino acids. The record is from RefSeq and is a predicted model, not a curated record. Gene Ontology annotation, molecular function: cytidine deaminase activity; zinc ion binding. Gene Ontology annotation, cellular component: cytosol.